AUGAAAGAGCUAGCUCGACAACAUGUCUGGUGGACUAAUAUUGACAAAGACAUCGCACAAUUAACUGAAAAUUGUGAUGUGUGCAAAAUUGCAAAUCCUGUUCACGCACGUGAAUACGUAAGCUGGCCUGAAGCUGAUCGACCUUGGGAGAGAGUACAUAUCGACUUUGCUGGUCCAUUUUGUAAUUCAAUGUGGCUAAUUUGUGUCGACGCUUUCUCGCAAUUUCCGUUCGUUGUACAACUAUUUACAACAACAACGGUUGACACCAUAUCAGCAUUGUCUUCUAUAUUUUCUCUGGAAGGUAUACCAGAAACCAUCGUAAGUGACAAUGGUCCGCAAUUUACAGCUGAAGCAUUCAAACAUUUUUGCUCAAAACUUGGCAUCAAACAUAUAACAACAGCGCCGUUUCAUCCAGCCUCAAACGGGUUAGCCGAACGAUUCGUCAGAUCUUUUAAAACUGCUGUUAAGAAAAACAUUGACGAUGGAUUGUCUCUCAAAUUCGCUGUAUCAAAAUACCUUGCAACAUAUCGUGCAAUGCCGAAUGCUGAGGGUAAAUCACCUCCAGAACUUUUACAUGGAAGGCCUGUUCGUACCUUGUUGAGUCAACUGUUUGAAUCGCCUAGGAAGCACCUUGAAGCUUCGAAACGGAAAAUGAAAUUCAGUCUAAAGCAACCCGUCUUCGCUAGAAACUACGCAAGAGGGGAAAAAUGGAUAAAAGGAGUUAUUGUGAAACAACUUGGUAAAAUGGUUUACCGAGUGAACACAUCUUUUGGUUACAUCAAACGUCACGUUAAUCAGCUUAAAACUAGAAGUAGCUCUGACCUCUCUUCACAACCAAUUUUUGAAUUCGCUCCAAAUUUCAUCAAUGCCACACCGCCUUCAUCUAGCCAAUCAACAUUAAUGCCUAGUGAAGAACGUUCUAUCGAAGUAAUUCAACUUCGAAAAAGUGGUCGUAUUCGGAAGGAUGUAAAUCGAUUUGAAUCUGACGAUUUCAGGAAAACUUAA
Teleopsis dalmanni is the source of this 1005-nucleotide messenger RNA. RefSeq lists its product as uncharacterized. Gene Ontology annotation, molecular function: nucleic acid binding. The coding region runs from base 1 to 1005 and encodes 334 amino acids. The transcript has a single exon. The record is from RefSeq and is a predicted model, not a curated record. Gene Ontology annotation, biological process: DNA integration. NCBI's taxonomy places the organism in Eukaryota, Metazoa, Arthropoda, Insecta, Diptera, Diopsidae.